Messenger RNA from Stylonychia lemnae, 2118 nucleotides. NCBI's taxonomy places the organism in Eukaryota, Ciliophora, Spirotrichea, Sporadotrichida, Oxytrichidae. The record is from the annotation of a GenBank genome assembly.
AUGAAAGCUUCAGCAAGUAAGAAACCUGGUACUGCCAAUGGAGGCAAUUCAAAACAAGGAAAUAAUGCUAGAGCACAAAAGGUUAAAGCUAUAGGUGGUGAGAGCACAGGCAAUCCAGCAGAGGCUAAAAAGUUAUUCAAUGAUGGAAAAAAAUAUUUUAUGGGAAAGGGUAACGUUUAGCAGAAUUUAGAAACUGCAUUUCAGUACAUGGCAGCAGCUUAUCAUUGGCGUGGUCGAUGCUACUAAGGUAUGGGCGAUUUUUAGAGAGCUCUUUACGACUUUACUCUUGCCAUCAAACUUGAUAAUUAACAGUAAGCUAAACCCUAAGAUUAAGCAGAGCAUUACAACUUUGCCGGCUAGUGUCAUUAAGAGCUUGGUUAGCUAGAUGAAGCACUAAAGCAUUAUGAGAUAGCCGUAAAGAGGGAUCCAACCAAUGGAAACUAUUACUAUAAUAGAGCUUUGGUAAAAGCAAAAUUGGAAAAAUUAGAAGAGGCGAUUGAUGAUUAUAAUAGAGCUAUAGAAAACCUAAGUGAUCAAAAUUACAUUUAUCAAGCGAGAUUCAAUAAGGGCAUCUGUCUUAGAAGACUUGGGAAAUUAGAGUAAUCCAUAGAUGAUCUUAAAAAAGCAGUCGAGAUGAGAAAUGAUAAGGCGAGUGCUCAUAAUAACCUUGGUUUAUCAUAUUUUGAGAAAGAAGACUUUGAAGAAGCUUUGAACGAGUUUUCUAAAGCCAUCUCAAUUGAGCCUCAUUCUUUCCAUUAUAAUAAUAGAGGUUUAGCAUUUUAUCAUAUUGGAAAGCUAGAAGAAGCUAAGAAGGAUUAUGAUGAUGCUAUCCAAAGAAAUCCUGAUGAUCCAUUUUUCUACUUCAAUAGAGGCAAUGUAUUUUUGAAUUAAGGUGACUAUGAUAACGCUCAUCAUGAUUAUGAUAUUGCAAUUAAAAAUGCCUCGAAUAAUCCCAAAUUCUGGCACAGUAAAGGUCUUGCUUUUGAAGGAAAGUCUCAAGAAGAAAUUAAAAAGAAUGGCAACAGUGAUCAUGUCCUAUUUCUUCAAGAAAAAUCCAUAGAAAUGUAUAAAUCAGCUUUAGCUCUAUCAGAAAACUUCAUUUCAAGUAGAUUCCAUUUAGGUCUUAUGUAUCAUAGAACUAACUAAUUCCAUAAAUCUCUCAAGUGUUUUUCUAAUGUGCUUUAGAAAUUGCCAGAAGACAAGACUGUAUAUAUAGCUAGAGGUCUUGUUUAUCAGGACAUGGGAAACCACCAGUUCGCUGUAAAUGAUUUUAAUCAAGCUAUUAAACUUGAUAAUAAUUUCUCAGAGGCUUAUUAUCGAAGAGGAGUAUCGAAAUUAAAAUCAAGAAGAUUCCAUGAAGCAAUUGAAGAUUUCAAAACUAGUUUAGAACUUGAUACAAACUAGGAGAAUCCUGGAGUUUAUGAUGGUUAAGGUUGCUGCUAUCAUGCCCUUAAAGACUAUGAUCAAGCCAUUUCAUUCUUUAAUAUAGCUAUUGAGAAAGAUCCCUCAAACAUCAGUUUCUUAAUGAACAGAGCUUAGUGCUACUAUGACUUAAACAUGUUUACUGAAUCAAUAAAUGAUCUCAACAUGGCUUUGAAAGUAAACGAAAAUGAUCCACAGGUUCUUUACAAGCUUGGUCUCUCUUAUUAUGCAUUCAAUAAAUACAAAAAGUGCAUCAAAACCUUAAAGAAAGCACUUAUUAACAAACCAUUCUUGACCUACGAAGCUGAUAUAUACUAUCAUAUUGGACUUGCUUAUUGCAAUCUUGAGAAAUUCGAAAAAUCAAUCUAUCCAUAUAGUAGGUGUAUUGAAAUGAUCCCAAGCGAUAUAAGAUAUAUUCACGAGAGAGCUAAAGCUUAUCAAAUGAUUGAAGACCAUGAAAAAGCAGUUGAAGAUUUCAGUAUGGUGAUUAAGAAGAACCCGAAAAAUGCUCAUGCUCAUUUCAGACGAGCUUUUUCUUUCAAAGCCUUAAAGAAAUACUCAGAAGCUGCUGAUGAUUUUGAGAAAGCGAAAGAACUAGACCCUCUAAAUCCAAAGAUGGUUGUUAACUAUAAAAAACUAAAGGGAAUAACUUGUAUAGUCCUAUGUAAACCUGGUGAAGAAAAGAUAUUUAAUUGA